AAAAAACAGGCACUAGGAUGGGAGAGCGCCAAUGAAAACUGGACUCGCACGAAACAAACAAGAGUGAGUGGCUUUUUACACACACAAACUCAGAAACGAAUCGACCAAUCAUGCCACCUCCACCGCCCCUACCAAAACUCAAUUCUCCAAUUCACAUGCAAUAAACAACCCCUUUUCUUCACUCUCACCGUUCAUCGUCGAUCUCCAAAUUCCAUUUCCGCCCCGUUUGACCAUGGCGUCGAGAACCGGCGGCGGAAAACUCUCCUUCGAGGUUCUCCGGCGAAUCCCCUACGCCGAAGAAAAUUCCCUAGUCUACCGCUCCAAUUCCGAUCCACCUGUACCCGAUCGCAAGAAGCGCAAGAAGCGAGCCUCCAAGAAGAAAAAGAAGCUUCUCGAUCCCCACGCUUCCACCGCCGAUCCCCAUUCGGAGACGCCGCACGAAAACGGAACUGCCUGUAACGGUUUCGUGCUCGACGCCAUGAGAUUCUCCGCUGUCGGAGGAAGCGUCGUGUACGAGGCCAGCGUCUCUGCGGUUGCGGCAUCGCGUGAGGACGGUGCUGAGGUUCCGACGACCGUGCGCGGGGUUGGCGAAGGGUUUAAUUUUGGGGAAUUGAGGCAGAGAAAUGUGAAUGGUAGCAGUUCUGAGGAUUUAGCGGCUUCUUCGGCGGCGGUGGGCUGCGACGGUGCGAUUGGGAGGGACGAUGGUUCAGUGAAGGUGAGUCCGGAGGAGAAGCCGAUGAACGAGCCUGAUAGGAAUGGCAUUACGAGAUUGGAGACGGUUGAAUCGUUGGACUGGAAGCGUCUUAUGGCAGAAGAUCCGAAUUAUGUUUUUUCGGUGGAGAAGUCUCCCUUAACAUACUUUUUGGAUGAAAUGCACAAUGGAAAUUCUUUACGGAGCACAACUACCCUUGGCAAUGAAAAAGAAAGGGAGAGGGUUUAUGACACCAUCUUCCGCUUGCCAUGGAGAUGUGAAUUGCUAAUAGACGUUGGCUUCUUUGUCUGCUUCGAUUCAUUUCUUUCAUUAUUAACUGUUAUGCCAACAAGGAUCAUGAUGACCGUGUGGAGGCUUCUAAAGAUGAGACAGUUCAAGAUGCUCUCUACAAUGGAAUUGUCAGAUUUUGGUUGUUUUCUGAUUAUGAGUUGUGGUGUUGCUCUUUUGCAGCGAACAGAUAUCAGCUUAAUAUAUCAUAUGAUCCGUGGUCAAGGAACAAUAAAAUUGUAUGUGGUCUACAAUGUUUUAGAGAUAUUUGAUAAAUUAUGUCAAAGUUUUAAUGGAGAUGUGUUACAAACAUUAUUUCAUUCUGCUGAAGGACUUGCAAAUAGCCCCCCGGAAAGUAUGAGAUUCUGGAUUUGGAGAUUUGUUUCUGACCAAGCUCUAGCUAUGGCUGCUUCCAUUGUUCAUUCUUUUAUCUUAUUAGCUCAGGCAAUCACUUUAUCAACCUGUAUAGUUGCUCACAACAACGCAUUGUUUGCUUUGCUGGUGUCAAAUAAUUUUGCUGAGAUUAAAAGCAAUGUGUUUAAGCGAUACAGCAAGGACAAUGUUCAAAGUUUGGUAUACUUCGAUUCUGUGGAGAGAUUUCACAUUUCGGCAUUUAUCUUGUUCGUUUUGGCUCAAAAUAUUCUGGAGGCUGAGAAUCCCUGGUUUGAAAGCUUUCUCACUAAUGUCCUCUUGGUUUAUGUGUGUGAAAUGAUCAUUGAUAUUAUCAAGCAUUCAUUCAUUGCUAAAUUCAAUGACAUCAAGCCCAUUGUAUACUCUGAGUUCCUUGAAGACCUAUGCAAACAGACUCUAAAUCUGCAAACAGAGGGUGUUAAGAAAAACCUGACAUUCGUCCCGCUUGCUCCAGCGUGUGUGGUUAUUCGAGUGCUCACCCCAGUAUAUGCUGCAAACCUUCCUCCCAAUCCCCUUCCAUGGAGACUUUUCUGGAUUCUGCUUUUUUCAGCGACUACCUAUGUUAUGCUCACAAGCCUCAAGGUUCUUAUUGGCAUGGGCAUACAGAAAUAUGCCACUUGGUAUAUUAAUCGCUGCCGAAGGAGGAAGCACCAUCUUCAUGCAGAUUAACUUAGGAGGCAAAACAUUACUGUCUUUGAGUUAACAUUCUCUGCUUCCCAAGCAAUCCUACUCUCGUGCCCGGAGAAAAGAAAACUCGUUGAAAGACUCCAAGGAGAUCAUGCCUUGACUCUGUUGGCAGAAGCAAAUAUGAGGAAAACACCUUUCAUUUAUAUCGAUCUGUUGGUUUAUAUAACUUGAAGGGCAAGCCUGUAGAUGGCUCCCCUUCCAAUUUUGAUUAACAAGAUAGAAUUUGGUAAUUACACAAUAAAGAUACGAAGUUAUAGGGUGCAUA
Lotus japonicus is the source of this 2342-nucleotide messenger RNA. RefSeq names its product protein POLLEN DEFECTIVE IN GUIDANCE 1. The coding region runs from base 233 to 2059 and encodes 608 amino acids. NCBI's taxonomy places the organism in Eukaryota, Viridiplantae, Streptophyta, Magnoliopsida, Fabales, Fabaceae. Gene Ontology annotation, cellular component: endoplasmic reticulum membrane. The record is from RefSeq and is a predicted model, not a curated record. The transcript has 11 exons. Gene Ontology annotation, biological process: maintenance of protein localization in endoplasmic reticulum.